This is a messenger RNA of Mus musculus (house mouse), 6023 nucleotides long. It is a transcript of the gene Piwil2, whose product is annotated as piwi-like RNA-mediated gene silencing 2. Gene Ontology annotation, molecular function: piRNA binding; RNA binding; nucleic acid binding. Lineage: Eukaryota; Metazoa; Chordata; Mammalia; Rodentia; Muridae. The transcript is spliced from 23 exons. The record is from RefSeq and is marked validated. Bases 1092 to 4220 code for a protein of 1042 amino acids. Gene Ontology annotation, biological process: transposable element silencing by heterochromatin formation; negative regulation of circadian rhythm; piRNA-mediated gene silencing by mRNA destabilization. Gene Ontology annotation, cellular component: cytoplasm; cytoplasmic ribonucleoprotein granule; nucleus.
GCAGUUGAUACAAGGGUGCAAAUGAAUGCAAAUGUAUUACUACCUGCAUCUGUGUGUAUGUAUUUUGUGUUAGAAACAGAAAGAACUAAAGACUUGUUCAUUUCUUUGUGUAAAGUGGCUCUGUAGGCUUCAGUCAGCCUUGGGAUUGGCUUCAAUUCCACAAGUAACCUUGGAGAGGAAAAAAAGUCACUUGUCUUCCCUCAGUUUAUUUUUUUUAAAUUGUUUUUAAACAGAAGAAUGUUAUCACCAUAUCUCUAUUUGCACAGUGGUUUUUUUUUUAAUUUAUUAAAAUGGUUACUUUGCAUGAGUUGGGGGUACGUAGAUGUGGAGGUCAGAAGACAAUUUUUAGGAGUCAGCUCUCAACUUUAUGCCCUGUUGAUACAGGAUCUCUUGUUUCUGCUGCUGCUUUGAAUGUGGGGUUCAAGUUAUCAAGUGCAGCCAAGGACUUUUACCCACUGAACCAGUUUCCUAGUUUGCUUUUAUUUUUUUAUAAAAAGAUUUGAGUGUUCUGAGUAAUUUUCCUGUAUGUAUGUGUGUGUACUAAGUGCAUGCCUAGUGUCUGGAGGUCAAAAAAGGGCAUCAGAUUUUCUGGAACUUCAGUUAUGGAUGGUUGGGAGCUACCACAUGGAUACUGGGAACCCAAACCAGGUCUGCUGCAAGAAUAUGUGCUCUUAAUCUGAGCCAUCUCUCUAGUCCCUUUCCCUUCCCCUUUUGCUUUUAAAUUAGAGUGAUUGUAAAGACUUUAUUGAGUAUCAGAUAAGUCCAGUAAGAGACAUGUGUGAUCAGCAAGCUUUUAUUAAGCCAAUAUGUGUUGUUUAUGCUCUAUAAAGCAUAGGACCCUUCUGUGAUUUCUGCAACUUUUCCCAGCCACACAGACCUUGCUGCCCUGUCACAGUGGGCAAGCUGCACCCUUCCCCCACCCCAUGUCCUUUCCCUCAGGUCUAGACUCAACUUUAUCCAGAUGUUUCUAGGUCUUACUUCUGAAAUCCUUCAGUUCUCUGAGAUUCCCUGGCCACUCUACAUAAAUUAGCUAACUCGGGUGCAAUGUGCUCCGCUUGUUGCCAGCACUUAGGAUACUAUAGCCAGCGGGUAUGAGUUUGAGGCUAGCCUGUGCUACAGAGUCAGGUCCAGGUAAAUCUAAAACUCACCCCUCUGGUGCUUUUUGCUCCUCUUCACUGUUUCCCUUCUCUCCACAGCAUUUGUCAUCCUUUCAUUUCUUAUCUGAGAUCCCACUGAUAGUCUAUGACCACAGAGUACAGAUAAGGAAUUGGAACAGAACCAACAGUCGUUUCUACAGCCUCUCAAUGGAUCCUGUCAGGCCGUUGUUCAGGGGGCCCACCCCAGUCCACCCAUCUCAGUGUGUGCGGAUGCCAGGCUGUUGGCCUCAAGCUCCUAGACCUUUGGAACCAGCUUGGGGUAGGGCAGGACCUGCAGGCAGAGGCCUUGUGUUUAGAAAACCAGAAGACUCCAGCCCACCACUCCAGCCAGUACAAAAGGAUUCUGUAGGUUUGGUGUCCAUGUUCCGUGGCAUGGGUCUUGACACAGCAUUCCGGCCUCCUUCAAAACGAGAAGUGCCUCCUUUAGGCAGAGGAGUUCUAGGUCGAGGCUUGUCUGCUAACAUGGUCCGCAAGGACAGAGAAGAACCCCGUUCCUCUUUGCCUGAUCCUUCGGUGCUGGCAGCUGGGGACAGCAAACUGGCAGAGGCUUCUGUUGGUUGGAGUAGAAUGCUGGGAAGAGGUAGUUCUGAGGUCUCUCUGUUACCACUGGGACGAGCAGCCAGUAGUAUAGGCAGAGGAAUGGACAAACCUCCCAGUGCCUUUGGCCUCACAGCUCGGGAUCCCCCACGGCUGCCACAGCCUCCAGCUCUGUCUCCAACUUCACUGCACUCUGCCGAUCCCCCUCCGGUCCUGACUAUGGAACGAAAGGAAAAAGAGCUUUUGGUCAAGCAAGGAUCAAAAGGAACUCCUCAGUCUUUGGGACUGAACCUCAUCAAAAUCCAGUGUCAUAACGAAGCAGUUUAUCAGUACCAUGUGACUUUCAGCCCCAGUGUGGAAUGCAAAAGCAUGAGGUUUGGCAUGUUGAAGGACCACCAGUCUGUCACUGGAAACGUCACUGCUUUUGAUGGCUCUAUUCUUUAUCUUCCUGUUAAGCUUCAACAAGUUGUUGAGUUAAAAAGUCAGAGGAAAACUGACGAUGCCGAGAUCAGUAUCAAGAUUCAGCUGACAAAGAUCCUGGAGCCGUGUUCUGACCUGUGCAUCCCCUUCUACAAUGUUGUCUUCCGGCGGGUAAUGAAACUUCUGGAUAUGAAGCUUGUGGGGAGAAACUUCUAUGACCCUACAAGUGCCAUGGUACUGCAGCAACACAGAUUGCAGAUCUGGCCUGGCUAUGCGGCUAGUAUCCGGAGGACAGACGGGGGUCUCUUCCUGCUCGCUGAUGUCUCUCAUAAGGUCAUUCGGAACGACUCUGUGCUGGAUGUCAUGCAUGCUAUCUACCAGCAGAACAAGGAGCACUUCCAGGACGAGUGCAGCAAGCUUCUGGUUGGCAGCAUUGUCAUCACGCGCUACAACAAUCGUACCUACCGAAUCGAUGAUGUGGACUGGAACAAGACCCCUAAAGACAGCUUUGUCAUGUCGGACGGGAAGGAAAUCACAUUCCUGGAAUACUACAGCAAAAACUAUGGGAUCACAGUCAAGGAAGAUGACCAGCCGCUGCUGAUCCACCGGCCCAGUGAGAGACAGAAUAACCAUGGCAUGUUGCUGAAGGGCGAGAUCCUGCUGCUGCCCGAGCUCUCCUUCAUGACGGGGAUCCCUGAGAAGAUGAAGAAGGACUUCAGGGCCAUGAAGGACUUGACUCAGCAGAUUAACCUGAGCCCCAAGCAGCACCACGGUGCUUUGGAAUGCCUGCUGCAGAGAAUUUCACAAAACGAGACAGCCAGCAAUGAGCUGACCCGCUGGGGGCUCAGUCUGCAUAAAGAUGUCCACAAGAUUGAAGGUCGGCUUCUGCCAAUGGAGAGGAUCAACUUAAGGAACACUUCAUUUGUCACAUCGGAGGACCUGAACUGGGUUAAGGAAGUGACCAGAGAUGCUUCCAUUCUAACUAUUCCCAUGCAUUUCUGGGCACUCUUUUAUCCAAAGAGAGCAAUGGACCAAGCCAGAGAACUGGUUAACAUGUUGGAAAAGAUUGCCGGGCCCAUUGGCAUGCGCAUAAGCCCCCCAGCCUGGGUUGAGCUGAAGGAUGACCGAAUAGAGACCUAUAUCAGGACCAUUCAGUCCUUACUGGGAGUUGAGGGGAAGAUACAAAUGGUCGUUUGCAUCAUCAUGGGCACACGUGAUGAUCUCUAUGGAGCCAUCAAGAAGCUGUGCUGCGUGCAGUCCCCAGUGCCCUCACAGGUCAUCAAUGUCCGAACCAUUGGUCAGCCCACCAGGCUUCGGAGCGUGGCUCAGAAAAUUUUACUUCAGAUGAACUGUAAACUGGGUGGUGAGCUCUGGGGAGUGGAUAUUCCGCUGAAACAACUAAUGGUGAUUGGAAUGGAUGUGUACCAUGACCCCAGCAGAGGCAUGCGCUCUGUGGUCGGCUUCGUGGCCAGCAUAAAUCUCACACUCACCAAAUGGUACUCGAGGGUGGUGUUCCAGAUGCCACAUCAGGAGAUUGUGGACAGCCUGAAGCUCUGCCUGGUGGGUUCCUUGAAAAAGUAUUAUGAGGUGAACCAUUGUCUCCCAGAGAAAAUUGUGGUGUACCGAGAUGGAGUGUCUGAUGGCCAGCUAAAGACAGUUGCCAACUACGAGAUCCCUCAGCUGCAGAAGUGUUUUGAAGCCUUUGAUAACUACCACCCCAAGAUGGUGGUGUUUGUAGUUCAGAAGAAAAUCAGCACCAAUCUGUACCUUGCUGCUCCUGAUCACUUCGUAACCCCCUCCCCCGGGACUGUGGUUGAUCAUACCAUAACCAGCUGUGAGUGGGUGGAUUUCUACCUUCUUGCCCAUCAUGUGCGACAGGGCUGUGGCAUACCUACACACUACAUCUGUGUUCUGAACACUGCAAAUCUGAGCCCUGAUCACAUGCAGAGGUUGACUUUCAAACUAUGCCACAUGUACUGGAAUUGGCCUGGUACCAUCCGAGUUCCAGCUCCUUGCAAGUAUGCCCACAAGCUAGCUUUCCUGUCCGGACAGAUUUUGCAUCAUGAGCCAGCCAUCCAGCUGUGUGGGAACCUGUUCUUCCUGUAACUGGGAACUUGGACACCGGCUGCAAGGAGCAACUGGACUCAGCUCAGCUCCUCCUUACAGAAUCAACAGAAAUGGCAGUGGAAUUUUAUGUUUGCAUUUUCUCUUUCUCCAUCCUUGUAGAAUUAGAUUUCUGUUCUUCUUUUAACCCUGAUAUCAUAGUAGGGUGUUGUGGUGCAUGCCUUUUAUCCCAGCACUUGGGAGACUGAAGCAGGAGUAUCUUUAGUUCAAGGCCAGCCUAGACUACAUGGUGAGUUCUAGGCUAGCCAAGAUUACAGAGUGAGACCCUGUCUCAAAAAACAAAAACAAACCACUGUCCCCUCAAAGCCCACAACAAAACCAAAGCCUGGGGUCAAGGAAGCAAGUUUGUAGGUAGCCGCUGGCUGCCCGCUGCCUUCAUGGAGUGUGUGCCGUCAGCGCUGCUUCUCCUCAGCCGAGCGUGGAGCUUCGGACAGGGCAGUGAUGACAUGUUCUUAGCAUGUCAAAUCCCCCUACCAAAUAAGUCAAGCAAGGAAAAAAUAGCCCCCAAGGCAGCCUGAGCAUCAGUUCCUAGAGGUUAUGCCUACAGAACCAUCCUAUUUCUGGUGGCAGAAGUGACAUGAAGUCAUUGCAGACAUCUUAAAGGAGAGUUACUGUGCAGCUGUCUACAUGUGUGAAAGACAUGUAGAAAAACCAGCGUAGGGUACAGUCGGGCGUAUGUGCCCACCUGACCCAGGGCUGUGAGUCUGACUUCCCGAGAGUCUGGCUAGAGCUGCUUUUCUGGUCCUUUUGGUUAUUUGCAACCAUCAUCAGAUUGCUUUCCUGCAGCCCGACUGAUACACGCAUGUGCGCACGCACACACUUUUGUUCUUUGUGACUAAUCUUGAAUAAAUUCAAUUAGAACACAUGGAAAGGAUUCAGCAGACCUAGGAACAUUUGGGGUGGAGUGUAGUUUUUCUGCAAAAGUCUGUAAAUGAGAUUACGCAAGAGUCUCUUCCAGCUGUGGGCUGGUGUUGCUUGGAAAAUUUCAAAAUCCCAAAGUUUCAGGCUUCCCAAAGUUGGCUUGGAAAAAUGUGAUAGUCUCACCUGAGUCUAGACAUGUAGGAAAUUUUCCUAGGGCCUCUGGGCUUCAGUAUUUGGGGGAAGCACUGGUUUUCUGUGUUAUUUUUUUCCUUCUGUUUCAGAAUCUUCAAGUUUCUUCAGGCUUCAGUGGGCCAUCCCUUUACUGGGCUCUAAAAGCUAAUUUUACUUAACCUUUUCAAAUGUGUAUGUAUCUAUUUAUGUUUUGGUGUGGUGGAUGGAUGGUAGGGGACUGAGCAGAAAUAGUCAUUUUAAAUAACAGUGUGCUAGGAGAGCCUCAGUGUGAAGUCCUGAGGAGCAGCGGGGGCUGUGGGAGUCAGUGUCAGCCCUCACUCAGACAGGCCAAGCCUGGGCUCGAAGACAACAUUGUCCAGGGAAGCCUUUAGUUUGCUAUAGCACCCAGAGGUUGGCGAGGAAUAAGGGUUAGGGUCCUCAAAUACACCCAUGGCUUUUGGAGUCUAUGACCAAGGCCAGGCUGAGACCUGAAAUGUAAAAGCCAUAGAAUUAAACAGAACAGACUGAAAAACGAGUCUUAAGUUCCACUUUCUGGAUUUCUCUGGAAGUCUUUUGAAUUUGUCUGUAGAAGUUGCUGUUCCUAGCACUCCUUUUCUCUUUAGGUAGAACAGAUACUUGACCAUAAUGCCAGAAUGUACUUUCUCUGCCUUGGUUUUUCUAUGCCUUGUUUUUCAGUUUCAGGGCCAAACAAUUGGGCCCUGUGGUGUAAAAUAAAAACAAUGUAUGUGUAUA